GCGUCCCCAGCGAUGGACGAUGCUUCUCCGCCGAUUGCAAGACUGAAGCACAGCAUUACAGUCGACAGAUCGCUGCUCAAAGAUGUCGCAUCCGUCUUGCUCCAUUCGAUACUGUUCCUACGCUGCUUUGGCAAUACGCAUCCCCGGACGAUUGACCUGCUCGGCCUGAGCUUUUCGGCCAUACAGGAUGCAGAACUAGAAGCUGUUGUGCAGGCCAAAGCACAGAGUAUCUCCCGCGCCGCGGAGCAGCAUCAUCUCGGUCCCUCAUUGGGUCGACAGGCCUCUCACCCGGCCUUGCAGACAUUGCGAGUCAACUUGGCCUUCAAUGAGCGGACGACUAUCAAAGUAUGGUACGGCAGCAAGGAGGCGGAUGUGCCGUUCGAACGCUGGUCGAUAGAGCUCAGCAUCGAAACGGGACUCACCGAAAGAGAGCGCAACAAGAUCGAAGCAAAGACUCGCAGGGAUCUUCGUCAGUUCAUCUUCAAAUCAGUGACAUUCGCGCAGACGGGUAGAGAACGCUUGCCGGCCAUUAAAUCGUCAGAUCUGGUGUGCUACCCGUGGUCGAUGUCCCUUGCGAGCGCAGAGGGUCCGCUGGACGAUACGCCAUCCGAUAAGACUGCUGCUAUUGACGAAGGACCGGGUAGAAGGGCAGGCAUGUUAUCAGGUGCUAUGUGGUAGUGAAUGUGUUGUGACAAGUG
Mixia osmundae IAM 14324 is the source of this 698-nucleotide messenger RNA. RefSeq lists its product as uncharacterized. Gene Ontology annotation, biological process: autophagy; autophagosome assembly. The transcript has 2 exons. Gene Ontology annotation, cellular component: phagophore assembly site. The record is from RefSeq and is a predicted model, not a curated record. NCBI's taxonomy places the organism in Eukaryota, Fungi, Basidiomycota, Mixiomycetes, Mixiales, Mixiaceae. The coding region runs from base 13 to 678 and encodes 221 amino acids.